Messenger RNA from Alosa sapidissima (American shad), 1756 nucleotides. RefSeq names its product serine dehydratase-like (gene sdsl). The transcript is spliced from 8 exons. NCBI's taxonomy places the organism in Eukaryota, Metazoa, Chordata, Actinopteri, Clupeiformes, Clupeidae. The coding region runs from base 21 to 1007 and encodes 328 amino acids. Gene Ontology annotation, molecular function: threonine deaminase activity; L-serine ammonia-lyase activity; pyridoxal phosphate binding. Gene Ontology annotation, biological process: L-threonine catabolic process; L-serine catabolic process. The record is from RefSeq and is a predicted model, not a curated record.
CCCAGGAACUGUUUACUGACAUGAGAGAGAUUUUGCCAACCAUGUCGAAUCCAGAAGGCUUUCAUAUCAACACACCACUACUUGAGAGUAUAAGCAUGUCUAAACGAGCGGGGACCGCUGUGCUUUUGAAAAUGGAAAGCUCUCAACCCUCCGGCUCUUUCAAAAUCCGCGGUAUCGGACACCUGUGCCAAAAAGUUGCUCAGUCGGGAUGUAAAGGAGUUGUUUGUGCUUCAGGUGGAAAUGCUGGAAUGGCUACAGCCUAUGCCGCACGUAAACUUGGCAUCCCAGCAACCAUUGUUGUACCCACAUCAUCGCCAGAGCUUGUGGUCCAGAAGUUAAAGGAUCAGGGGGCUACAGUAAGAGUGGUGGGCAAGGUUUGGGACGAUGCAAAUGCUGAGGCUCUGCGUCUGGUUGAGUCCGAGAGCCUGGCGUUUGUGCCUCCUUUUGACCACCCUCUUCUCUGGCAGGGUCAUGCCAGCAUAGUGCGGGAGUUAAAGGCCUCCCUUCCUGAGAAGCCUGGGGCUAUAGUUUUGUCUGUAGGGGGAGGAGGCCUGCUAUGCGGGGUGGUGGAGGGCCUGAGAGAGGUGGGAUGGGAGAGUGUGCCAGUGCUCUGUAUGGAGACUGUAGGAGCAGACUCCUUCAAUGCUGCUGUCAAGGCUGGGAAGCUCGUCACUUUGCCUGACAUCACAAGCGAAGCUAAAUGUUUGGGAGCCAAAACCGUGUGCAGGCAGGCGUUCGACUAUAGCAAGGAGGCCAAGCUGAUCUCUGAGGUGGUGACAGACCUGGAAGCACUGGAGGCAGUGGAGCUGUUCUUGGACGAGGAGCGUGUGCUGGUGGAGAUGGCAUGUGGAGCUGCGCUGGCGGCCGUGUACAGCGGUCUGAUCCAGAGGCUCCAGGGGGAAUGUCAGCUGCCUCGUCCUCUCGGCCCGCUGGUGGUUAUCGUCUGCGGGGGCAGUAGCGUGGACCUGGCCCAGCUCAUGCACCUGAAGACGAAGCUGCGCCGCUGAAUGGAGAUUGCUCACUUUAGGGCUCUGAGCUGGAGUGUUGGGAAACAACUUACUCUUCGGCAAAGUUUAGCCACAUUCCUGGUACAACAUGGCCAGUUCAGAUACUAGUUAACUGUAGAGAACCAUACGGGCUAUUUGAGUCAGGAUUGGGCUGUUAGUACACACUAACUUGACCAGUGUUAUUAGAUUAAUAAUGUCAUUAUUCUCUUUAAUAAAUAAACAAAAAAAUAGGUAUAGAAUUUUUUUUAACAAAUCUUCUCUUAAAUACCACAAAUUGUGGAUAUCAUCCUGAAAUAUUUUUCAGUGUUAUAAGCCAACAGUCAUUUUGAUGGAAUAAAGAAACCCAGAUUUCCAGAAGGAAUGUCUAUAUGCUUAGUAUGUCUGAAUGUUUUUGUGCUGUUUCAGUCUGAGAGGACAUGUUAGGUGUAAUUCUGAAUAUUAUAAAUACAAAUACAGGCAUAUAAGUAUCCAUGUGAACCCCACCCAGUCCCUUUUAGAAUUGACUUCAAAUGUAACUUGUGCAUUCUGCAUAGUGUUUUACCUGUUCAAAUUCUUGUGACCUCUACUGCAAACAUGUCACAAACAGUGUUAAUGUCUUUUAUAGGGGCACAGGACUAAAACCACUUAGCCUUAAAUGAGUUCUCUCCUCUUAAUCUGAUCAGUAGACAGGUUGUGUAAUACAAUAUUGUAAUUGAUCAAAGUGUAUCUCUGGAUGCCAGAAAUGGACUGAUUAAAAGGAUUAUAAAAUA